CCGUAAUGAGGCUCGCACCAGUUUUAUCGAAUGGUGUUGAAUGGGUGACAGUACGGCCGGGCUUUACACUCAAUUUUACCCCCAUUUCCCUUAUGCACUACUGGGAUCUGUUCGUGAGGUGAGACAGGGCUUGUGAGCACCUGAUCAGAAAUAACACAGGCGAUGUUCACGGGCAACAUUAGAGUGAAAAUAUGCGAAGCUGCAGAUCUGCGCCUUACCGACUGUAUGACUCGUUAUGUCGGAGUGGCAGGGGUUGGAAAGGGCCCACAGGACCAAACCCUGGAUCCCUAUGUUAGCUUAGAUCUUGACGAAGUGCACUGGAACAAGACCCAGCCGCGGCAGAAGACGUUGACGCCCGUGUGGAACGAGUGGUUCGAGCAUGAGGUGGUCGGGGCCGUCCAACUCGGCCUCAAGAUCUUCCAUGAUUCUCCGGUCGGCAACGACGACUUCGUAGCCGAUGCCACCGUGCCCUUCGAGGAGAUAUGUGCCGAUAAUCAGACCCACGCCGAUAUAUGGGUGGACCUAGAACCUCAGGGGAAGCUACAUGUUGUAAUUGAAUUAAAAUGGGCCGAACCAGAAGAUGGAAGUAUCCGCCCACGAGAAUUCAGGGAACGGCAGGGUUUCAACCGCCGACGUGGAGCGAUGAGGCGGCGAGUUCAUCAGGUCAAUGGUCACAAGUUCAUGGCUACUUUCCUACGACAGCCAACCUUUUGUUCGCACUGCAGAGAUUUUAUAUGGGGUUUAGGGAAGCAGGGUUACCAAUGUCAAGUAUGCACCUGCGUUAUUCACAAACGUUGUCACCAGUCUGUCGUCACACGAUGUCCAGGAAGCAAGAGUAUAGACCAAAUCUCAGAGGAGCCAUCUGUAAAGGGAAGUGGUCAGCAACGGUUCAAUGUCAAUGUGCCGCACCGGUUUUCUGUUCACUCAUACAAGCGGUUUACGUUCUGCGACCAUUGUGGCUCAUUGCUUUAUGGCCUUAUUCGUCAGGGUCUCCAGUGUGAAGUAUGCAAUAUGAAUGUUCACAAGAGAUGCCAGAAGAAUGUAGCCAACAAUUGUGGAAUAGAUGUAAAACAAUUAUCUGAAAUCCUCACAGCCAUGGGAAUACGUCCUCAAGAUGAGUCAGGGAAACGUAAAAAGAAGUCUAUCAGUGAGCCAUCGAAAUUACCUGCAUCAGCCACAGCCUCUGUGAGUGUUCCAGGAAGUAUCAGUGAGAUAGAGGAGCUAGGAACAAUGAAGGAGGAAGAACUAAGACUACGGAUUGAAGCUCAAAGAUUUAUGGAAGAGAAAAUGAAAGAUCGAUGUCCAGAGGAAGAACAGGAUUUAAAGCCGAGAACACUAGACACUGACUUAGACAUGGUGCUCGGUGGGAAGAAGCUCGGGUUAGACGACUUCAACUUCAUCAAAGUACUGGGCAAGGGAAGCUUUGGCAAAGUUAUGUUAGCUGAACUAAAAGGAACGGAUGAAGUUUAUGCCGUCAAGGUGCUGAAAAAAGAUGUCAUCCUUCAAGAUGAUGAUGUAGAAUGUACAAUGACUGAGCGACGCAUCUUAGCCCUGGCCGCCCACCAUCCUUUUCUCACCGCCCUCCACUCUUGCUUCCAAACUAAGGACCGGUUAUUCUUCGUUAUGGAAUAUGUCCAUGGUGGUGACCUCAUGUUUCAAAUACAGAAGGCUCGUAAGUUUACGGAGCCACGAGCCAGAUUUUAUGCUGCGGAGGUCACGCUGGCGCUACAGUUCCUUCAUAAAAAUGGUGUAAUUUACAGAGAUUUGAAGUUAGACAAUAUUCUACUAGAUAGUGAAGGCCAUUGUAAGAUAGCUGAUUUUGGAAUGUGUAAAGAAGGCAUCAGGGAAAGUAUUACUACAACUACAUUCUGCGGUACUCCGGACUACAUUGCACCCGAGAUCCUCAAAGAAUUAGAUUAUGGAGCAAGUGUUGACUGGUGGGCAUUGGGUGUCCUGAUGUAUGAAAUGAUGGCGGGCCAGCCUCCGUUUGAAGCCGACAAUGAGGAUGACUUGUUCGAGUCCAUCCUUCAUGAAGAAGUUUUGUAUCCUGUUUGGCUCUCCAAAGAGGCUGUCUCAAUUUUAAAAGGGUUCAUGACAAAGGAACCUUCAAAGCGACUAGGGUGCGUCAUGGAACGUGGCGGUGAACUGGCAAUCCGUAACCAUAAGUUCUUUAGGGAAAUUGAUUGGGAUGCGCUCGAGCAGCGAAAAGUAAAGCCACCUUUCACACCUAAAAUUAAGGGACGUAAGGACGCUGUGAACUUCGAUGCAGAGUUUACCAAGGAAGAGCCGACUCUCACAUUCAUAAAUGCUGAGGUGGUUCGUGCCAUUAAUCAAGAUGAAUUUAGAGGAUUCUCCUUCGUUAAUAAAGCAUUUAAGUCAACGGCAGCUGCACCAUGUCAGGCCUAAGCUAGUGCAGCAAGAGUACAAAGUGCUAAAGUCUCUCCUGGAAUUUUGAUCUGCCAAAAUGUGGAAAAUUCAAUUUUCUUCUGGUGGAGACUUGAAUCAACCAGGUGAUCAAAGCUAUAUAAGCAAAGAAUAAUUUUUUUAACUGUUUUAAAUGCACAAAGAGUUGGAUGUGGAGCAAGCACAACAGUGAAUAGGAUACUGUAAUUAUUUCUAUAAUACAGUACACUUAUAAUGAUUCAUUUUGGGAAGGUUUUAAAGUGGAAGAUCUCUGAGAAUAUAGGUUACAAUAUUUUUUAAAAGAUAUAUUUCAUGCUGGAAAAUAUUUCAUGGACAAGAUGUAGGAUGCUUUUUUAUUGUGAAUAGUAUUUAUAUAGUAUUGUUUUGUCAGUGCAUGACGUAUCUCAAGUGUAAUACAAGAAAUGAGUUGAUAAAGAAUUUUACAAAAGAGGUGACAAGUUGUUUAUUUAUUUUUUGCUAACUUCUCUCAGUGUAAUGUUAGAAAUAUGAAUGCCAAUCUUUUGACUUCCAAUACUGGAGGUUUUAAGCCUAUUGCAUUUUUGACAUGAUGAGCAACUCUGAUCAUUAGACAGUAGUCCAGUAAUGCUCAUAAUGCAAUGAAAUUGAAGUACUUGUCAAUGAUGAGAAUUGCUCAUAUAGUCACAAAUAGUAUCAAAUGAUUCCAAGUUACUAGUGACAAAGUAGACAAAACUAGUCACUGCUAGUUUUAUGUCUGACUUUGAAGACAUUGCAGUUGCACUGGAGGGAGGAGCAAAUGAAAGGGGCUUUGGAAUCAUUGUAGCUUGCGGUUAAACUUUAUACAUGAAUGGGACAAUUUGCUCCCAUGGCACUUGGUGGAAAAAAAUGUACUAUGUAAAUAUGCAGGAACUUCAGUAAUGAUGAUGGUUUCGUGAAAAUGCUCCUCCAGCUGCUGAUGGACCAGUUUCUUGGCCACACACGUUUUUCUAUCGAAAAUACACACCAGAGUUGGAUGAGCACCUCGGGUACUCACGAAAUAUGACGGGAGAUAAAGGAUUCAUGCUGUUUACAUUUGCUCACCCCUGGGUGUGACCGUGAACUUAGUAACUCUUAUCUACGCACAGUUUAUAAUCUUGUGAUGAGAGCGGCUUUUUGUGGGCCUUUUGGUGUACUUAAGGCUUUUCUCCUGCAUUAUAAACAGGAAAACUGCAGUUAUUAAAUACAGCUUUGAAGCUCAACAUUGCUGCUGUCAUCACCAGUGUACUACAAACAUGCAGGUAGUGGAUAAUUAUAAUAUUUGUAGCCAAUGUGGUAAUGUGCUUUUAUAGUUCUCAAAUGGCAUACAAUUACUGUGUGUCUUCUCUAUUUCCUUGGCAGUUUUAAUAAGGGUUCGGUGUUACUGAGCUUUAGACAAGAAAGGGAUGGUUUUACAUUACAAUUGCAGGUAGAACUGAAUAAGGUCCACAAUUGUUGAUUUACAUAUUGAGCUUAGACCAGUAUUGCAUUUCACAUUCAGAAAAGGGACAAAGCUUUCCACCCAAUAUAUUAAUGAUCUUAUAAAAAGAUAGGGAACCAAAAGAUAAUGUACACAGACAUGUGUAACUCAAUGCAUAGUAGCAGGGGACAAAAAUUCCCCACCCCAUCCUACCCUACCCCGUGAAUGUUGGUGUGUAUGCGCAUGUGUGUAACAAGUCCCAGGCGGUGGUGUGUGUGUGUGUGUGUGUGUGUCGCAGCCUACUUUGAGGUUGUAGGUCAGCCCUGUAGCCAAGAUAGCCACACAGGCUACACCAUUCACCACUCAGUGGCAUCUCCCUUAGGGACCAGACAAUUAACUUUGAUUAAUGGAUUUCUCUGUAAAAAGGCAAUUCCUAUUAUAAUUCUCAUUUGAAAUAUUUCAUAUGGUGACUGAAUACAGUUAUGGUGCUGAUUUUAUAAUGUAAUUAAUAAUGAAUUUGCUGCAUUAAAACCCUUUCCAUUAACUAAAGAUGUCUGGUAAAUAAUGGGAGGCACCAGUGUCAGAGACUUGCAAUGAGUUCUUUCUUUGAUUGUGACAUAUGAUGCUUAAUUGAGAAUCUCUGGACUGGUGAAGCAGCCUAGAGUAGGCUAAUAUUGGCUAUGGUCUCAGGUUAGUGAAUUAAGCCAGUGAUGCUGCGACCCGUCACCGCUGCGCCCUCUAGCAAAUCUUCCAGUCGUUUGUCUGUUGAUUAUUUUAUUUUUUUGGUAGUGUGGUACUAUUGUGAUGUGUGGGCAGCGGGGUGUGGGCAAGUCUCCCCCAGCACUGCCCGGUGCUUCUCUGCCUUUCACCUGCGUGUGCCCACAGUAUUGCUCCAAGCCUGAACUUUACUCCUGGCCCCCACCUCUUUGGUCUGGCUGGGAGCAGAGGAACUAGGUUGAAUGUCAUUGAGCCGCUGGGGGUCCAGGUCCAGUCACGAGUGUGGCCCCCCAGCUGGCUACUCAAGUCACUUGUCAUCUGCCUUAUCGUCUUUCGCACAAAGAAGGAAUUUUGUUGUGACUGGUGGGUGAGCUUGAUGGGGGGCAAGCAGUGAUCCGUCUCCCCCAGGUGGCUGGUGCCACUGCGAUCACUGGCUGCCUUAGGCCAUACUCAAGGCCUAUGCACCAGAAGCCACACCUGCUGUCUCUGUGUGCAAUAUUACUUGGCCUUGGCUUAGAAGAGGCUUUGUAAACCUUUCCUAACCCUCUGGCCAAGUUUGGUGUGGUGCCGUGUUGCAUCCAUCCCUGCUCACCCACCACCAAGGCAGUGUUCUCCAACCAUUCUUGACUCAUUACCAUAUCUCAUAGCCCAGAAAACAUUGGUAUUGCAACAAGGCCAAAGAUAGUAGAUAAUGUACUGGUAGAAAAAGAAUCAAAUCUUGUAGUUUGCAGUUUUGCUGUCUUCAUUGUUUGUGUUGUGGUCGAAAUCUGCAUUGUUAAGUAGAUAGUUGUCUUGUGAGCUGCUUACAACCCAGCAAAACCAGGAAUGCUUGUUUGUUUGCAGUCCAACAGACAGUCAUGGGCAGACAGCCUUUUGCAGUCAUUUUGUAUGCCAUACAAGCCUCCACCAUUGCUGGGGAAUUGUGGUGCAUGCAACACACAAGUAUACUGGACUUAUGGUGAAGGUGAAUGAGGUCUGCAAAAAUUCUCGUGCAGCAUGCAAGAGACUGCGACAUAAAUCGAGCAUCCUGGUCAGGUGAGAUAUGCUAUUUUUGCUGUAGUCUGCCAGUGAGUGACUACUGCAUGCUGUGAAGCUGAAAACAGUUGCAUGCACAGCAGAAGCAGCUUUGUUUCUCUGCUGAUGUCAUAGCUGACCUGCUUGAUAAAAAAACAUAUAAAGCAAGCAGUAUGCCCACCAUUAAUGCUCUGUAGACAACACUUUGUGUUUAUUAGUAUUGCUGUCAGUAGAAAUUGCUCUAUAAUGUGCAGUGGAGAAUUACCUUUCCACCUCACUACCAGAGUGGUCUCAGAUAGCCCGGUCUGAUUCAUAUGCUGGACUAGUCUUCGGCUAUGCCGGUGACUUGCCCUACCUGCUGACACAUGGCAGCACGUGGUAGGGUGAAACCCAUCGUACAGAAGUGCUACACCCAGUGUCCAGUCUCAUAAUAUAUUGGAACAUACUAUUCAUAAUGUCUGGUAUAUCUGCCUCCAAUUAUGCCAGAUGUAAGCACCGAGAGGUGAUAGGUUUUCUCCCAUCUGCUGUCACUCAUCUGUGCAUCUGGAAUCUCAAAAGGGGCAGGUACUCUAUAAAAUCCUCAGUGGCUCUCGGGCCCUCACCCUUACCCCCUGCUGUGCCACUCCAGGCUGUGCCGCUGCUGUAGGCUGGAAGCUUACAGAAGUAAUUUGCAUCUUUCCACUUUAAAUGGUGCAGGCUCUGGCCCAAAUUAUGCAACAGCUAUACAUCUUGACAAAAAUCUGAGUGCUUCUAUCUCAAAUUCCCAGCUGGUUAUGUAAUUUCAAAUGAGUAUUCAAUAGCCAUAUGCCUGUUUCAGAAGAUAGGACCAGAUUAGAUGAGGUUGCACAGUAGGGGCUUCUGUAAGUCAUAAACUUUUCAUGGCAGCGGCUUGGAAGGAGAGUGGCGGCAGGGAGAAGUUACGGGAUCCUGAUACCCCUCAGAACUCUGACUUAUCAUGGAGUCCGACUCGUAGUAGGGCCCGUCUUGCUGUGGGGAUCGACUCCCUGACAGUCUCGACUCAGUGGGGCCUGACUCACUGUGAUCAUCAGUAUUCUUCCCUUCCUCGUCGUCUGGGUGCUCUAGGGUAGGGCUGGUGCACAAAACAAAUGCUGUGUACAAAGUAUUUGCAUAGGAUGCAUUUUUACUGUAUGCAUGUGCAAUCUGGCAGUAUCAUCCCUCCUACCCUACCUCUUCCUGUAGUCCUACCCUCUAUGGUGCUUAUCUGUCAAGGCACCUGCUGGGAUAAAUAUGAAGGUUGGACAGAGCACUAUUUUUCAGUUCUCUUUUCCUGUUCAGAGCACCCAGUCUAUGUUGGAUACACAACACCUCAUCCCCUUAACCCUUGCAAUCCCACCCUGUAAUACAAUCAUUCAUGUCGUCAUUGGUAUUGUACUUAAUUGCAUUUUCAUUACUUUAGUUUGGAUCUUAAGCCAAAGAGAUUGAUGUUAGCUGUAGAUUGAUAGACAUUUUAAUAGAUACAUGAAUUGUUCCCAUAACUAUUCUAUUUGUAAAUGUUGGUCUGAGAGAGAGAGUGGAUGUUGAUGUGCAUGUUUGCUGCUGAUCUGUGGUGGGUUGGAAAGAAGGACAAAGCAAGUCGGGUCUAUGGCACGGGUCUUAGGUGAUGAAACAAAACUUGUGUACCAGAUGUUAGACACGGGAACAUUUUAAAGUAUAUUAGCCAAAUUGUCUCUUAAAAGAACAUAUUUGGCAUUAUGCUGUUUCUACUUCAUCUGAGAGGUUAAGAGUACAGGCAGUCUUAACCAUAACAAAAAUAACCUCGAGUACACUACAGUUCAUCACCAGCCCAGUUCAAAAAGCCAACCUGAACCUGCCAUUGAAAUGAAUGAGCCUUCAGCCCAACUUCUCCAACAGGGAGUGUAGAGCCUAAUGCCCAGCUUCUUCUGAUACACAUGACCCUGCACUGUGUUGGUGCCUCAGUCAGGUUGCCUACAACACUCCUGAGCUUGGGUCAACCCUCUUCUACCCAUGGACCACUGUGCCAAAAUCAACUGUCUCCCUCACUUCAAACAUCAGUGUGCCCGUCUGUGUAAUAUUCUGAUUACUGUAAUGAUAUGUCAAUGGGUAUUUUUGUCUCCUAAAAAAAAUACUUAUGUCUUUCUCUCAGCUGAUUGUAUGAGAAGCGUGAUAUAAAUAUAUUUAAGUGUUCGA
This is a messenger RNA of Procambarus clarkii (red swamp crayfish), 7717 nucleotides long. Lineage: Eukaryota; Metazoa; Arthropoda; Malacostraca; Decapoda; Cambaridae. The record is from RefSeq and is a predicted model, not a curated record.